Messenger RNA from Lachancea lanzarotensis, 1497 nucleotides. RefSeq names its product LALA0S09e01376g1_1 (gene HST3). Gene Ontology annotation, molecular function: NAD+ binding. NCBI's taxonomy places the organism in Eukaryota, Fungi, Ascomycota, Saccharomycetes, Saccharomycetales, Saccharomycetaceae. Bases 1 to 1497 code for a protein of 498 amino acids. The record is from RefSeq and is a predicted model, not a curated record. The transcript has a single exon.
AUGCCUAGUUUUGUUAUGAGCCAGGAGUCAUUUGACGAGAAGAGUGUCCCCAUUGAGUUCAAGAAGAAUGGAUCAAAGUUUUUGGAUGCUUUGCAAACUGAUAAGCUAAGACAUCUACCACUGUUUGAAGGCUGUGAUUCAGAUUUCGUACAAUUACAGGCCAUCAACAAACAGAUUAACAGGGCUAGACGAGUUUUGGUGCUCACAGGUGCUGGAAUUUCUUGUAAUGCUGGGAUCCCCGAUUUUAGAUCAUCCAGUGGGCUGUAUGAGCUGGUGAAGCGUCAAUAUCCCGAUGCAAGCAUAAGGUCGGGCCAGGAGAUGUUUGACAUAUCGUUGUUCCGUGAAGAGAACAAGAUUCCAGUGUUUGCCAGUUUCAUGGAAAAACUGUACAGUAGUGCAAGAGUGGCACAACCGACCAAGACGCACCGUUUUAUUGCACAUUUGAAGAACAGGGGGAAGCUUUUACGAUGCUACACGCAAAAUAUCGAUGGUUUGGAAGAAACGUUGGGUCUAGAGGUAUCGUCAGAACGCGAUAACAGUUCAACAAUGGCCAAUCAAUGGAAAAAUUUAGACGUGGUGCAGCUGCAUGGUGAUCUGAAUAAACUGAGCUGCACCCAGUGUUUCGCAACUUGUGACUGGAACAGAAUGCUGUCUAGAACGCUACGAAGCGGUCAACUUCCCAAUUGUCCACGCUGCCAGGAUACUAACCAUCAAAGAUCGCUUCAAGGCAAGCGGAAUACCGGGUCUAUUGGACUUCUGAGACCCAAUAUUGUUCUUUACGGUGAAAAUCAUCCGAGUUGCGAGUUUAUAACCCAGGGGCUCAACAUAGACAUCGCUAAAGGGCGGCCCGACUUGUUUUUCAUCAUGGGGACGAGUUUGAAAGUCGAUGGAGUGAAAAAGCUGGUCAGAAACAUAAGCAAACAAGUUCACGAACGUAACGGCCUUGUUAUCCUCAUCAACAAGACUAAAAUCGGGGAUUGCAAUUGGCACGGAAUCAUAGACUAUCAGAUAUUAUCUGACUGCGACGAUUGGGUCGACCAUUUACAGGAGAGCAUCCCAGACUUGUUCAAGACACAACAACAGAUUGAAAAAGCCAAACAGCUGCGGAGAGAAAAUAGCGAGAUUCGCAAGCGCCAGAAACAGGAAAGAAAGCUCACACCGCCAUCGUCACCCACUAAGCGCAAAAAACUUGUAUCGUCAAAACCACUUGACGCUCCUCCAAGUCCACAAAGUACCUCAUCCGAAACAUCAUCAUCCUCAGUGCAUUUAAAAACCGAAGCAAGCGAAAUUGUUUUUAAGCUUGCUCUUGAAGAGGCCAGAGCACAGCCUUGCAGCAUAUCCGAUAUAAGGUCACUCCCGUCUUUGCAAAGAGAAGAAAUCUUAUCCAACGAGACCGACACGACACUGGAGGGUGAACUCACAGAAGUUGAUGAUGAGGAUUUGAACCCACCAUUGUACAGAACUUCCAAAGAAGCACCUCUUGCAGCAGCUAGAUAA